GCGAACCGGGCGGCGGAGCGGGGAGCGCGGCGCUGCCCUGCGUCACGGGAGGCUGGCGGCCGGCUCCGCCACCCCUUCGGCAACGGGAGCGGCGCCGGCAGCGGCAGCGGACCGGCCCCGGCGCUGCCCCGGCACAUCCAGCGGCGACGGGACCAGCCCCGACACCGGCACGGGCACCGCCACCGGCGCCGCCGCCGACCUGCGUGAGAUUUACGGAUUUCAGGGAAAAACCAAACCCCAACAACCAUCGGGAAAGUCGGCCCGGAAAGGAAUUGCAAAAUCCCGGCAUCACCGGGAGGUUGGGCAGGGUUUGGGGUCGUUCCCGGCGCUCUCCCAGCGCCCACCGACGGGAAAUUUAGGGUGUUUUAUCUACAGGAGCCCCGAGAAAAAUCGCUUUGGAUUUAUUUCCUCGUUGGCAGCCAGGGGUUUUCCUCCCGGAGGGUGAAACCUCGGGAUCAGCCUCCCGGAGAGAUAAACCCUGCGUGGACAUGGCAGAGCCCGGCUCCCGGGCCGACCGGGAUUCGCAUCCCGGAGGAGCCGGGGGAACGCCGCUCGCUUGACUGGGAAUCUUGUUUUUAUCCACGGAAUGUCGUUUUUGAACGGGGAAUGUUUUUUUUAACAGGGGCGCCGGGAUCGGGGGGGGUCACUUGGACAUAGGGACAUUGGCGUCACCUCGUGAGGGAUUUCUUCUCCACUUUUUUUUUUUUUUUUUUCUUUUUUAUUUUCCUGGGAAAGCGGCCAAGCCGUUUCCCACAGCGCGUGGUGGUGAUCCCGGAGCCCGCGGCGUUCCCGGGGGUGGGGGGCUGUUUUGGCCGGGGGGAUUGCGUUCCACUGGCUCCCCCCGCGUCUUCCCGACCCGGGACCGGCCAUGGCGUUGAAAGCCAGAGCGCUUUACAACUUCCAGAGCGAAAACAAAGAGGAGAUCAGCAUCCAGGAGAACGAGGAGCUCGUCAUCUUCAGCGAGAACUCCCUGGACGGGUGGUUACAGGGCCAAAACAGCCGCGGGGAGACCGGCCUCUUCCCUGCUUCCUACGUCGAGAUCCUCCGCUCCCGGUCGGGCUCCAGCUACACGGACUAUUCCAGCAGCCCAGUCGGCUCCCCCGGGCACGAUUCCUCCUUGUACUCAGCGUCCCCCAACCCCGGCAUUUCCUACCAGGGCAGUUUCGAGGAUGACGAUGAUGACGACUGGGACGACUGGGACGACGCGUGCACGGUGGUGGAGGAGCCCCGGAGCGCGCCGGGCACCAACGGGCACCCCUCGCCCAGCCUGCCCUACCCGGCGGCCUACGGGCACCCCCAGCACGCCGGCUACCGGUCCAAGCCGGCGCUGGAGAGGCAGGACAGCAUGAGCUCCUCCAAGAGGGGCAGCGUGGUGGGGAGGAACCUCAACCGCUUCUCCUGCUUCGUGCGCUCCGGGGUGGAAGCCUUCAUCCUGGGCGACGUGCCCCUGAUGUCCAAGAUCGCCGAGACCUACUGCAUCGAGAUGGGCUCCAGGGGCCCGCAGUGGAGGGCCAACCCCCACCCGUUCAUCUGCUCCGUGGAGGACCCCACCAAGCAAACCAAGUUCAAGGGCAUCAAGAGCUACAUCUCCUACAAGCUGACGCCCAGCAACAUCAACUCGCCCGUGUACCGGCGGUACAAGCACUUCGACUGGCUCUACAACCGCCUGCUGCACAAGUUCACGGUGAUCUCGGUGCCCCACCUGCCCGAGAAGCAGGCCACCGGCCGCUUCGAGGAGGACUUCAUCGAGAAGCGCAAGCGGCGGCUGAUCCUCUGGAUGGAGCACAUGACCAGCCACCCCGUCCUCUCCCAGUACGAGGGCUUCCAGCACUUCCUCUGCUGCCGCGACGAGAAGCAGUGGAAGCUGGGCAAACGCCGGGCCGAGAAGGACGAGAUGGUGGGCGCCAGCUUCCUCCUCACCAUCCAGACGCCCACGGAGCACCAGGACCUGCAGGACGUGGAGGACCGCGUGGAUGCCUUCAAGGCCUUCAGCAAGAAGAUGGACGACAGCGUCCUGCAGCUGACCAAUGUGGCGUCGGAGCUGGUGCGCAAGCACGUGGGGGGCUUCCGGAAGGAGUUCCAGAAGCUGGGCAAUGCCUUCCAAGCCAUCAGCCAUUCCUUCCACAUGGACCCUCCCUACAGCUUGGAUGCCCUCAACAACGCCAUCUCCCACACGGGGAAGACGUACGAGACCGUGGGGGAGAUGUUUGCCGAGCAGCCCAAGAACGACCUGUUCCUCAUGCUGGACACUCUCUCCUUGUACCAAGGGCUCCUCUCCAACUUCCCGGACAUCAUCCACCUGCAGAAAGGCGCCUUCGCCAAGGUGAAGGAGAGCCAGCGGAUGAGCGACGAGGGCAGGAUGGACCAGGAGGAGGCGGACGGGAUCCGCAAGCGCUGCCGCGUGGUGGGCUUCGCCCUGCAGGCCGAGAUGAACCACUUCCACGAGCGGCGCGUGGCCGACUUCAAGAGGAUGAUGCAGUCCUACCUGAGGCAGCAGAUCGUCUUCUACCAGCGCGUCAGCCAGCAGCUGGAGAAGACGCUGCGCAUGUACGACAACCUCUGACGCUCCCCCCGCCGCCCUCGUCCGUCCGGGGCGGGCUGGGAACGGACGGGACUCCCCACGCUAGUGACCAAAUGACCUCGGGCUUUCUUCCCCCUUCCCAGGCUGGCAGGGAAGGGCUCGCCCGCGGGCUGGCCGUGCCACCUCCUUCUUUCCCUGGGGGCCUCCCACCCUGCCACGGGUCUGGUAGGAGCACGGGGGUCACAGGAGGGACAGACGUGGAGGUGGCGGUGCUGGGGUCUGUGCCCAGUGAUUUUUAGCUUUCUGAAAGCCCACUCUCCUGGAGCAGGGGUGGGUGCAUCCCAGCCCACUGGGAGAAGAAAUCCAAGUGGUCGACGUUUUGCACACUAAAAGCUUUUCUGAUGGAAAAAAAAAAGAGAGAAGAAAAGAGAUCUUUAUUUGGAAGAGAUUUUUUUGUUUGUUUGUCACAAGAUAUUUUCAAUAUUUUCCAUUUUUCUGCAGCAUUUUUACCAAUCAGUUUUUAACUAGAUGCACAGAGGCAAAGAGAAAUCUUUUUCUCAAGUAUGGCUGCUGACUGGGAAAAGGGAGAAAAAAGGGGAAAAAGGGAAAAAAAAAUAGCCCCACAGCCUUUUCAAUAAAAUCAUUGGUAGAAAAAACA
This is a messenger RNA of Prinia subflava (tawny-flanked prinia), 3179 nucleotides long. RefSeq names its product sorting nexin 33 (gene SNX33). The record is from RefSeq and is a predicted model, not a curated record. Gene Ontology annotation, biological process: mitotic cell cycle; mitotic cytokinesis; endocytosis. Gene Ontology annotation, cellular component: plasma membrane; cytoplasmic vesicle. The transcript has 2 exons. Lineage: Eukaryota; Metazoa; Chordata; Aves; Passeriformes; Cisticolidae. Bases 869 to 2563 code for a protein of 564 amino acids. Gene Ontology annotation, molecular function: phosphatidylinositol binding; protein binding.